This is a messenger RNA of Williopsis jadinii, 2810 nucleotides long. RefSeq lists its product as uncharacterized. The record is from RefSeq and is a predicted model, not a curated record. The coding region runs from base 289 to 2766 and encodes 825 amino acids. NCBI's taxonomy places the organism in Eukaryota, Fungi, Ascomycota, Saccharomycetes, Phaffomycetales, Wickerhamomycetaceae. The transcript has a single exon.
AGUGAACGUUGGGUGGAGCUCUUCAAUUGGACCGUUGUUGAUUCGUUUUAGUACUCUUUGAGGGUCAUUCUUACCGUCUUUAACGGCUUCUGGACACUUGCAAUUCCAACAUUAGCAGUAACGUGUAAGGACAGAACAAGGGAACCAAGGAACAGCGAUUUUGGCUGCACGAAGGGUAGAAUAAGCCAAUUUUUUCUCCAAUAAUAAUAAGCUGCCUUAUAAGGACUCUCGUUUUGGUUCGCUGGAAUUGGCAGACGUCCACUUGUGUGUGUAUAUAUAUGGCUCAUGAUGGCAUUGCACGGUUCGCAUACGUCGUCAACGCUGACGAGGUUCAGCAAAACUCACAAGAGAAGACCCACGUCUGUUGCUGGAGACUUACUGAACUCGACAAACAUGUACAUCACCUCAGACGGCACAGUAUUACAGUCAUCGCUGGUCAAAGAAGGGUCUCCUUCCAAGAGGAAGCUGACGGGCUCAACGUCGCAAGUGAGGUUUGACCUCCCUGAUUCUGAGGAGGAGACGGAGGAGGAACAACAGGAGGACAAUGACCAUGAUUCGUUCCUCAGCGAGGAGGAGUGGGAAGAUCUGGAAGACGUGCCUGUUCGAAAAGACAGCUACGAUGGUAAGCUGAUAUUCGACGCUGAGUCCAAACAGGUAAUCUCAUCUUCACAGAGCAAGUCGAUUGUGGACUUUAACGACCCAUAUGAAGUUAGCCAGUCGAUGAGAUCGUUACUGCUGAGCAGUGAACAGAGGUCCAAACUGUUCAUACGGCCGUUCUCUGAGCUGAACAAGGGCCCUAUUGCAAUACCUGUUGAGGCCAGAUUACCACCACCUCUCUGUGCAAAGAAUAUCAUAUCCAAAGCAAGACCUGAAACACUCGUCUAUAACGGUAUAGACUAUGAACCCUUUGAUCUGAAACUGGUCACCGCAAAGUAUCUGGCGAUGAAGGAGCAGAGAAGAAUACACAGUGCUUCUUCCACCCCAACUAUUGAGAAUGAUAAAUUCCAAGGAGUAGUGAUACCAGAAGACUUGUCGAAACCUCUGACGACAAAGGAGAGACCGAAAUCUAUGACGUUGGAUAAUGAAAGGGAGAUCGCCAACCCAAGCCAGGCUGCAAUGAGACAGAACAAUGAACUAAACAGAAGGUUUUCGUUCCCUCCAAGGGUCAAUCAUGCCAUACCACCACCACUACCUGAGAAGAAUGCUACUACAAAGGAGAAGCCAAAGGGACUGCAGAUAUUCUCACCUGAUGGACCUUUCGUGCCACCAUCAGCAUCUACUCAUAGACGUUCCACUAUGCUUGACUCUAUGGUGAACAGUUCACCAGAACAGGAGAAAUUGACUGUGGAGCAUGAAGCUAACUGCAGAACAAUUCAUCAACCAAGCCCACAGGCACCAGUAUCAUUUACUCACUGGAGUCCUCAGGAGUCUGUAAAGCCUCUAGAGAACCAAGCACUCAAUACGGAGAUCCAAACUCUACACAUUCACGACAACAUUCAUAUGAGUGGCCUAAGAGAGCCAGCAUUGGUUCCACGAGAUGACAGCUCAGUAUACUCUGAAGAAUCUAUCCAGGAUUCGAUACAGGACUCCAUUGAAGAUUCGAUCCAGAAUUCCGUUAUGGAAUCUGUACAAUCUACAGAGAAGGACCUCCUAGAAAACGAGGAGGAUGCUUCAUCACUUGAAUCAAACGACUCAGCACAAUUGCAAGCACUAGGUAAUCUGAUCAUAUCGUCAGGUGGUGAUCUCUCGCUAACAGAGGAGCAGAUCGAGAAGAUGGAUCAAAUCACUGCAAGCCAAUCCCACAUAUAUGACAAUCCAUUACCUGUCGAUGUGUCGAUGAACACGAAGCCAGCUAAUACCUGUGAGCAUGUUGUCAAGAAGACACCAACUGAGCAGGUAUCUGUGAAGAGCAAGCCAAUUGAAGCUAUCGAGACUAUCGAAUUAACAGAUACAGAGGACGAAUCAGACGAAGUCCAUGAACCAAACGAAGAAAUGUCCAGCCAGCCUUUAGGAACACACUGGAAACCUCAAAGAGUUUCCUCAAGGGAUACGAAGGAAGCAGACAGAAUCCGUGCGGUCUCACAGAACAUGAUGAAGAAAGCAAACAAUUCGCCAAUGCUGAGUCAGUCGAGCUAUCAAUCUGAAGCCACUGGCCUGUUUUCACAACCUUCAAGCACGCUUACAGAUGACACUGAAGUGAGCCAAAGGAACUACAACUCUUCUAACCUCGUCAUGGCAAAACGUCAGCAGUCCUUUAGAAGCUUCAUCCAAGAGAUGGAUAACGGUGAAUUCAGAGAAACCAUUGAGAUUGAUGACGAAUAUGACGAUUAUGGUAGAAAGGCCUCUUCUGGCUCUCUCUUCUCCUUCGAAACGGUUGCAUCCGAGGUUCAAAUGGGUAUUCAUUCACCUUUGAAUUCAAAUAUCAGAAGGUACACAUCGCAGUUGAAGUCAGUACUUGAGCUCUGCGACGAAUCAAUGAGCGAUUCCAGAAGUGUUCUAGAGUCAUUGAAGAGACAGAAAACGAUCUUGAUCCAAAGACGUAACGAACUGAUGAAAUCACAGAAGAAGGACCUGGAGAAGUUGAUGAAGAUCCAGGAAUUGCAAGACAAAGUCAAACAGGUCCAUCAAAGACAGGCAUCUGUGAGACGUGAUAUGGGAACAAAGCGUAACAUGGAUCUAUACUUCGACUAUGCCAACUCGGAGAGCUAUGACUUCCAGAGCUACAUGAGAAAUCAAUCGUCGUCGUCUAUCUCAAUGGCUGUAUAAGUGGUAUUUAUUAUCAUCAUCAUUAAUAUAUAAUAUGAGAACAU